This is a messenger RNA of Erythranthe guttata (spotted monkey flower), 1975 nucleotides long. The record is from RefSeq and is a predicted model, not a curated record. Lineage: Eukaryota; Viridiplantae; Streptophyta; Magnoliopsida; Lamiales; Phrymaceae.
AUGGCGCAUGGAUAUAUGUCAUCAAGGGGAGCACUGGAAGCGGAGGAUGUUGGCAAUGAUAUAUCUCGCCCAAUCAAUCAUGGAGAACAAAAUUCCCGGAGCACAAGCCCAAAGGACGAACGUCAGAAGUGCAUCUCACAGCAAAAUCCGCCAGAUGCAAGUUGGACGGGGAUAAAUGAACUGUCUUCCGCAGUUGGCAAUUUGAAACAUUUGCGACACUUGAAUUUGUCUGGAACUGAAAUCCGUAGCCUACCCGACUCGUUAUGUAGUCUAUGGAAUUUGCAUGUUUUGAAUUUAGAUGACUGCGAAAAACUUGAGGUUUUACCGAAGAAGAUGAGGUACUUAAUUAAUCUCCGUCAUCUAUUUUUGGAAAAUUGUGACGCAUUGAGGGAGAUGCCAUCUAAAAUUAGAGAACUAACACGCCUUCAAACAUUGAGUGCGUUCAUAGUGGGUCGUGACAGAGGUCAAGGACUUGAGGAAUUGCAAUGGUUGAAGCUGGGCGGCAAUCUUAAAAUACAUCAUCUGGACAGGGUGAAAGACCCUAUUGAUGCAAAGAAAGCAAAUCUUGGUAAAAAAGAAAAUCUCCGUCGUUUGUUUUUGGAUUGGGGAAGUAAUGCCGAGUAUUUAGUAAGAUCAUGGGAAGAAGGUAUAGAAAUGGAUGAGAAGUUGUUGGAGGCACUUGAACCUCAUCCAAAUCUUGAAACUUUACUCAUAAGGGGAUUCAAGGGUAGGUGCUUUCCAGUUUGGAUGUCGAAUUCAACUCUAGACAAACUAGUCGAAAUUAUUCUAUUACGUUGUCAUAACUGUUUGCAUCUUCCACAACUCGGAGAGUUGCCUCAUCUUAAAAAACUGAUUUUAACUCAUAUGGAGAAUUUGGAGUACAUUCUUGAGGAAGCAGCAGUAGUUCGAAGUGGAAAUUCACUAUUAAGCCCAUCACAACCGUUCCCAUCUUUGGAAACACUGGAUUUACGGUAUAGCCCCAACAUCAGAGGAUUGAUAAAAGAGCAAGUGACGAUGGGAUCAGUUAAAGCAUUCCCAAAUCUCGAGGUGCUAUACGUCGAAGGCUGCUCUUCGUUAAUACUGCCACCGCUCUCAACGUCCUUUAAAAAGUUGAAGAUAUUGUAUUGCGGGAUACUAUUACUGGCUUCUGUGCCCAAGGCGGACCUGCUCAAUCUCACUAAGCUUUUCGUUAACUUGGAGGAGAAUACUGUCGGGACGUGUACUCUUACAUUGGAGACACUGCAAAGCUUCACCAACCUCAAGUCAUUGGGUAUCUACAAUGCGGCCGGUGAACUAUCUCUGCCCGAACAAGGGUUGCAACACCUCACCGCUCUGGAGGAAUUGUACGUAUUCGAAUGCCCACAACUUGUGGAGCUGCCAGAGGAGAUUAAACACAUCCCCCGCCUUAAAACAGUAACGUUGCAAAAUCUUCCAAAGAUGGCGUGUCUACCUGAAUCCUUGAAACACCUCUCAUCCUCAUUCCACUGUCUAGAACUAGUCAACCUUCAUCAGCUGAGUUCAUUGCCGGACUGGUUUGGCGAUAUGACUUCUCUUGAGGAACUGUAUAUCGAUGAAUGCCCGAAGCUAGCAUCGUUUCCGACUAGUAUCCGGCGAAUGACAAACCUCCGAUAUCUGACUGUGAAAAAAUGCCCGGAACUCGAAAGGAGAUGCGAGAGAGCAAAUGGGGAGGACUGGCACAAGAUACAACAUGUUCGCCACCUGCUAAUCGGUGAACAAUUGUGAUUACUGGAAACCCGUCAUCCAAGUAAUUAUUAUCGAAUUUUUUCCAUACUUUUGUAACUGCUUUCAACUCAUUAUAAGAUAUCAUAGAUAUAUGAUUCUCCUUUCCUUUUUUUUUUUUUUUUUUUUAAUAUGUAUUCGAAGCUCAUUUACUUGGAAUUUCAGCUUCUUUGAUUAGCUUUUCUUCCAUGUUGUAUCUCUGUUUGAUAAUCUCCGACCAGAAUCUGUUGUUCUU